This is a messenger RNA of Cimex lectularius (bed bug), 3978 nucleotides long. Its product is annotated as thyroid receptor-interacting protein 11-like. The coding region runs from base 155 to 3895 and encodes 1246 amino acids. The record is from RefSeq and is a predicted model, not a curated record. The transcript has 18 exons. Gene Ontology annotation, molecular function: small GTPase binding. NCBI's taxonomy places the organism in Eukaryota, Metazoa, Arthropoda, Insecta, Hemiptera, Cimicidae. Gene Ontology annotation, cellular component: Golgi apparatus. Gene Ontology annotation, biological process: endoplasmic reticulum to Golgi vesicle-mediated transport; Golgi organization.
UUGGCGCUGUUAUAGCUCAGCUGGUCAGCUGUUGUGUUUACAGUGAUGUGACAGCUACAGGUAGAGAGACCUUAAGAUUUCUUCAUUUCCUUCAUGUUCAACUUAUCCGUCGUGGCGUCCAGCUAAGCACGAAGUUGCGCUGCUUUGUUAAGAAAUGGCCUGGUUUGAAGGGAUAUCGUCGUCGCUGAAAGGACAGAUUUCAAAUUUGGCCAAGGGUGUUUUGGCCGACGACUCUGACACAGAGAAAAGUCAAGGCAAUGCGACAAGCUUGACUCCUUCAAAUUCUUCUAAUGAGCCAAGAGCUGGUACUUCUGAUGGUUGGAGCAGUGAGCAACUUGUCACAGACACUUUCAUUGGUCAGAUUAGGACCGAAUCCCCGAGAAGUAAUGAAGGUCAUAGCCAAAGCAACCCUCAGCCACAGGAAGAAGAAGAACCCUCACUUAUUAGUAAAAAACUUGCAAGUUUCCUUUCACUGGGAAAAGGAAGCGAUUCAGAAGAACAAAUUGCUGCGCUUCAGGAAGAGAAUAGGACACUGAGACUUGACAAUGAAUCGAAAGCCCAUGAAAUUAGGACCUGUACAAGGAUCAUUCGUGAACUUGAGUCAUUGGUCGCAGUGGGACAGGAUGAAAAUUCCAAUCUUUCCACAGGAAUGGAAGAAUUGGACAUUCAGCACCAACAAGCUAUCGAGCAAGUCCUUUCAGUUAAAGAAGAAACGCACAAACAGUUGGAAGCAUUGCAAAAAGCAUACGCAGAGCUUGAAGAAAGUCAUAGAUCCCUAUCUGAAGAAAAAUCUGACAAUAAUCGGAAUGAAGAAAAUAACAUUCAUGCUGAAGAAAUCACAAGACUACAGGAAGAAAACCGUCUUCUGCAUACGGAGUUGGAGGAAGCGAAGAGAAAGGCCGAUCAGAAUGAAAUUUUGAUCCGGGAAUUAGAAGAACGAGAUAGGGAGCUGGAAGAGCUCGAAGGUGUCAACAUGACUCUACGUAGUGACAUUGACAUUCUACGAGAAGCACAUAAUGACAGUGAAACAAACAGAAGCAGUCUUCCACCUAUUCCUGAAAACAACGAGAUUGAAGCCCUAGAGCACAGGAUCGCUUCGCUUGAAAUGGAAACCUCCAUACUUAGGGAAGUCCGAUCAAACCUAGAGACAGAAGUCAGCAACUCAAGCCUUCGCAUCGAAGAACUGAACCAAAGAUUGCAAAUAUCAGAAGGGACCAAUCGCAACCAGGAAAACUUACAAAUUGAGAUUGAAAAGGCAAAUGAAGUUCAAUUGAAGCUUAAGAAAGAAGGAGAGCUUAAAAACAGUUACAUAAGAGAUCUUGAAAAUGAGCUUGAGAGAGCGAAAAAAGAUAAUGAUGAAUUGAAAAAAUUGAUUUCUGAAAAAGAUAAAGACAAAGAGCUGUCAUGGUAUGAAAAUCACAGUAAGGAGGAAAGCUUGCUGCAAGAUAAUGCCACUCUUAAGAAGAAACUUAGCCAGAUGGAGUUGCAGGCAAAAGAAGUUGAUAAAGAGCUGGAGAGGCUUCAGAAAGAGAAUGAAGUCAAACAGAAUAAGAUGUGUGAGCUGAUGUUCGAGAUGAACUCUGUCUCUGAAGAUUUGAAAAAGUCGUUAAAAAAAGAGUCAGACUUAAAACUGCAGAUUAAGGAGUUGGAGUUGAAACUAGACUCGAGCAAAGACAUUGAACAAGAGGUGACACAAGAGCGAUCAAAGAUGAUUGAGUUGAAUGAAGAGAUGGUUAAACUUCAGAAUGAAAAUUCACGGCUUCAAGAAGAGCUCCACUCAAAAAGUUUAGAGAUAACACUUUUGAAGGAAUGUGCUGAUGCUGAAAGAUCAAAUUUCACAUCGGAAAAAGCUCUACUUUUAAAAGAAAUAGAAUCACACAAAAAUGAUGAACUGCAUAUCUUAAAAGAGAUUCAAAACCAAAAAAGCAUGGAAUAUAAGAAACAGCUUGAACUGAAAGAAGAAGAGCUCCAUAAGUUGAAGAUAAGCAUUGAAGAAAGAGAGUUCAAUUGGAAUGAACAGUUAACAUCCACAGUUAGUGACUUAGAGAUGAAAAUUGCCCAACGGGAUGCUGAAUUGCACAGAUUGCAAAGAGUGGACCUUGAUAGGAGCAAUGUUGAAGAAAAUAUUAACUCAGAGUUAGAGGUGCUCAAACACUCUCUCGACAUGACCAAACAAGAGUAUGAAGCAUUUAAACUGAAAUCAAAUAAGAAAGAAACGCUCAUUAGAGAAGAACUAGCAAAGAAGUAUGAGGAACAUGAAAAAGAAAUCGUUGAAAAGUUGGAGAAAAGGAUAGAACAGCAAGAUCAACAACUGGCAGCACUUCUGCAAAGUUACAAUGAUGUUAAAUUCCAGUUUGAGUCACUUCAGGAAAAGCUUGGCACUGUCGAAAAAAAUCUCAAUGGUCAAAUUAAUGAUAAUAAGGAACUUUUGAAACAGAUUCAAAUAAAGGAAGUUGUUGCUUCGGGACUUGCUAGUGAAAUGGAUCAAAUAAAACUCACACUUAAACAAGAAUGUAACAAUGGUGAAAAUUUAAAAAAACAAAUAGCACAACUGACAUCCCAAAAGACAGAUAUUGAAAACCAGUUAAAAGAAAAGGAAGCUUUCUUGGAACAAAUUAAUGCAGCAAAGUCUAAAGAAAUCACAACAUUGAAACAAGAGGUAGAAAGCCUGAAAAACCAAUUGGAGUACGCUACACAGCUGAUGCAUGUUGCAGAAAGACAGGAAGCAGAAGGACGAGGAGUGACUCCACCUCCACAGAAAAACACCUGCUCCUCUGAGUGCCAGGAAACACAGGAGGAAUUGAAUCAGAUUACGACUGCAUUGUUAAAGGAGCAAACAGAAAAUAAACGCCUCUUGAAUCAAGUGAAUGAACUUAAGGACGCAAAUACAAAAGUGAACACCCAGCUCUCCAGGCUUCAAACCCACUUGAUGGAAAUGGAAAAUUAUUAUACAUCCCUUGAGAUUUCGUCCAGUAAAAAGAUCGCCGAACUAGAAGCCAAGCAGGCGAAAGUAGAUGACUGGGUCAAAAGUUCCUCUACUGCUUAUACCUCGGCAAAUAUUCGAGCUAAUCAACAGGUGGAAGCGUUAACUAAGCAAGUCAAGCUUUUAACAGAGCACAAAGAGAAGAUGGAAGCUGAACUAUCACGAGCUGAAGAUGAUGCACAGAAGCAGCUAGCUGCAGUCACCAAUCUCCAAGCAGUGCUGCACCAAUUUCAACAGGAUAAACAAAGGGACAUUGACUUUGAAACAGAUCGCAUAAAACAAAAGCUCAAUCUGGCGUAUAUGACAAAUAAUGAAUUACUUGCUCAAAUCAAGGAUCUUCAGGACCAACUCAGUGAAACAAAAAAAGGUCUUGUGGCGGCAACGAGGUUGAGCGAACAGCUGGAUCAGAAAGAAGAACAAAUUGGGACCCUUAAAAGCGAAGUGGCAGGUCUACAGAAAAAGCUUAAUAGUGCUGAAGACAAGCUGAAAAAUAUCAAUAGCACUUUUGAGGCAAAAAUUGACAGAAACUUAAUGAAAAACUUACUUGUCGGUUACAUUAGCAGUGGGACACAAUAUAAAGAACAGGUAUUAAGGGUGAUAUCACAAGUUUUAGAAUUGAGUAAAGAGGAAAGGCAGAGAGUCGGUCUAGAUUCAGAAGAAAACUCAAAUGGUCCUCAACAGUCUUUAUCUGAGGCAUUUAUUAAAUUCCUUGAGACUGAAUCUCAGCCAAAGCCACAAAUAUUCCUUCCAUUAAGCCAGCCACCCUCUUUGAAUCCAAGCAGAAAGUCUUCACAAAGCAGCCCUGCUGGUUCCAUUCACCCUGAGGAAGCCCACCUCAAUCUACCUCAUUUUCCAGUUGGUCGGAAUGCGGGUUCGAUUCUUAAAGAUGUACUCAAAGACAGAAACACAUAAUGACUGUGAAUCUGCUCGAGUUUUAAAUUGUCUUUUCCCGAUUCGUGUAAAUGUCUCAUUUAAAUAAUAUCUUGUAAAUACUU